Messenger RNA from Aricia agestis (brown argus), 1173 nucleotides. RefSeq names its product odorant receptor 4-like. NCBI's taxonomy places the organism in Eukaryota, Metazoa, Arthropoda, Insecta, Lepidoptera, Lycaenidae. Gene Ontology annotation, molecular function: olfactory receptor activity; odorant binding. The record is from RefSeq and is a predicted model, not a curated record. Bases 1 to 1173 code for a protein of 390 amino acids. Gene Ontology annotation, cellular component: plasma membrane. The transcript is spliced from 9 exons. Gene Ontology annotation, biological process: detection of chemical stimulus involved in sensory perception of smell; sensory perception of smell.
AUGGAAUCGAAUUUUGCAUAUCAAAGUGUAGCUCCACAUUUGAAAAAUUUGAGAUUAGUUGGCUAUUAUCAGAUAGAUCCUAGAUCACCGACAUUGUACAAAUAUCUGCAUAAGAUUUAUAUGCGCAUAGGUUUAAUUUGGAUAUGCGGGUAUACAGUCUUACAGGCUUUAAAGAUAUUAGAGGCCCGAGACGAUAUGGACAAAGUUAUGGCGACGUUAUUUCUCUUCCUGUCGCACACCGACUCUAUCUACAAACAAAUUGUGUUCAGUCUGAAGGCGGAUCAAGUUGAACAACUACUGGACAUCCUGAGAGGUGAACUCUACAAUCAACGCGAACAUAAGAAGCAGCUGCUAACAACAGCUCGGUACAGCGUCAUUUUGCUCAGCAUCAUAAAUGCAAUGGCUCUACUCACUUGCUUCUUGUGGGUAGUGAUUCCUGUUAUACGUCACGUGCAAGGAGAAACCGUGGAGUAUGAGAUUUGGCUGCCGUUUCAGUAUAACUCUGAUCUGACGUUUUACAUAAUAACCAUAGUGGUAUGGAUAUCAACAUCUUCGCUGGCAUUUGGGAACACCACUAUGGAUGCUUUGAUAGCUUUCCUACUGGCUCAGUGUCAAACGCAGAUUCGUAUUUUAAGAGUUGAACUACAAAACGUAGUGCAGAGAAGUAUAGAGGAGGCUUUGGCCUCUGGAACUACCUUCGAACAAGUACUGAUGAGACGGUUCAAGGCCAUACUUGAUCACCAUAACGAGAUAAUGAAAUUCGCAAAAACUGUAGAAGAUAUUUUCAGCGGACCGAUUUUUUAUUUGUUUUUGGUGGGAGGCUGGAUUAUUUGCACAUCCCUGUAUAGAAUAGUUGACAUGACUCCUACUUCUGUACAAUUUUUUUCUAUGACGUCCUACUUGUUUUGCAUACUAUUGGAAUUAUUCAUUUACUGUUUCUAUGGUGGUGAGGUAACCUUUGAGAGUGAAAACCUAACGGAAUACAUAUAUUGCAUGGACUGGCUGCAGACACCUGUAACCCAUCGAAAACACAUGAUCAUACUGAUGGAGAGAGUCAAACGCCCUAUCCAGCCUAUGGCUGGGAAUAUUAUUCCGUUGUCUAACGAUACCUUUGUCAAAAUUAUGAAAAGCUCGUAUUCUUUCUUUACUCUGCUAAAAGCUACUAAUGAAUAA